GUUUUUUAUUUUAUUUAUUUUUUGAUUUUUGAUUUUUGAUUUCUUUCCUCUCAAGAUCAUUUUCUUUUUUCUAGUCAAGCCUUGCCAAGCCUCUUUUCUUCGUUCUCCUCAAAGGACUCGGCUUUUUAUUCACCUCAUCAGCUACUUUUAUUUUUUAUUUUAUUUUUAUUUUUAUUUUUUCCUUUUAUUGAAUUCAUUCAUAAUUACCUUUUAUUCGUGCAGUUCUAAAGUACAUUCACAAUCAACACGGCGUUUCCAUUUAUACAUUCAUUAUUCAUCCAUCGAUUCAUCCUCUCCUUCAUUCAUCCCCGAAUAAACGGCUUUGCUUUUCUACUCUGUGCCAAUGACUGCUCAGGAAGGCCUUCAGAUUGAAAUCUCGGGCAUUCCUGCCGAGAACGGCAAGUGCAGAGUGGAAACGCAGCUCAAGAUUACACUCCGGUUAAAGGAUGCCCAUGGAGAGAUUGUCAAGGACUGGAAACAACUUCGAUUACCUCGACCCUUGAUCGCUAAAGAAAAACAUCGCAUGGAAAAGUUCAAUGGUCGGAGCAAGCAUGUUCAAGAUUCAGAAAUCUUGACUUUAGAUGCCAAAUUAGUGUGUGACCAUGACAGGACAAAAAUCUUGGAAUGCUGUGAUAAUUGCAUUGGAAGAGAGCGCAAGCGGGCCCAUCGCCGGAAAGAGUCGCAAAAGUUACCAGGACCUCUUUCAUCCAUACCCAUUUUCGGUUCCGUCAAUUCCAAGAACAGCGCGGCAUCGCUUGAUAAUGAAGCCAAUCCACCCACGCCUACUGAUCCAAUUGAAUAUCAGCAAUGGGAGCGCAACCGCAUUAUGGUUUUCAGCAGCACAGAAUACGUCGAUAUCUCGUUAGGCGAAUGUCUCUUACCUACACGCAUCACCUGCUACUGCCGACACCAUAAUGAAAAAGUUGGAUUUCGAAUCCAAUUUACUGCUAAGGAUUCGGCUGGUGUAACAUUAGCCACCGUUUUGACCAACCCAGUCAUGAUGAUGGAUGAUCAUAAAUCCGGAAAGAGGAACUCAAUUGCUCAGUCAAAGGGUUUAGGUGUUGCAAGUACAACAAACGGAGUGAAAAAGUCUAAACUAGGAGCAAAGAGUAUAUCAAAACCCCAAGAUGUCUCAAACAAGCAAGAUAGCCUGGACCAGGGACUGCAACAUCAGGACGGAGAGGAAGAUGACGACCAAGAGGAUAUGGAUGAGGAGGAGGAAGAUGCUCUAAAGGGGCCUGAAGAGAUCGACCUCGAGGCCGGUCAUCAUAUACCUGCUCACGACUUCCCAGAGCAGAACUCGAAAUUUGAAGAUUCCGAGAUUCUGUCGGGCGACAUAUUGACUCCACUGGCUUCCACAAUUGGCGGAGCAGGCGCGAAGCGGCGGGUAGAUGAGAAUAUGAUGGAAGAUGUUCAAUUAUCUUCACACUCAGAUGGCUUACGUGGUCCAUUUCGCCGGAAAACAAGUCACGAUGUCACAUCCACGACCGAACCCUCAUCCCUUUUCUCAUCCUCAGGACUCGGUUUUGCAUCAACUACGAUGCUCUCUUCACAAUCGCCAUUUAUGCCAGGUUCACCGUUCGCAAAAGAAGAGCAGGACAAUGUGUUCACACCUUCGUUCUCACAAGCAUUGGGUCAAGACAGUUUUCUGGAUCAGAGAAAUAUUGAUAUGUACUUGCACCGGACCAUCGGCUCUAUCCCUCGUCGUCAAUCGAAAGAUUCGGGUGAGCAUGAUUCAUCGAUGAUGGAAUUCACGACACUUGAUGAGUCCAUGUCAUCUCCACCAGAAUCAUUCCCAACAUCAACAUUGUCCAACGGUAGCACAUCUGCAGGAAAGACAGGACAAUCUCAUGAGCCCACAUCACUCUCUAACACAAGCCAAGCAUCCGUCACACAAGCGUCAACAUCUGUUCCUGUGUCAGAUUAUUCACAAGGACCUAUAACAACACCUGCAGUGUCAAGUACUGGGUCCAACCCUUUUAAUUCUGGGAUGUUCAGUUCUGCAUUUGGCAGUACAUUACAAACAAGUUCAACGCAAAGUCGCACUACAGCCCCUGGAAUGUCAUCAAGUUUCUUGGAUGCUUCGCAGAUGCAAGAAUUCCAAAACUUCAAACGUCAGAGUCUACUUCAACAGAAGCAACAGCAGAUUUUGUUGCAACUUCAGCAAGGCAUUCAACAGCAGAGCCAGCGACAAAUGGAAACGAAGCCGGUCCCCUGGACUAUCCCCAAAGGCAACAAUGCGGACCCUUACUUGAAUAUGCGUAUUGCCAUGUCCCAAACUACCGAUCCAUUGUCAAGCGCAUUCAUCCCUUCCUCGACUUCAUCAUCCGAGGAUAACAAGAAGGACGCAACAACAACAGACGAUGAUGCGAACGGGGCACUAUCCUCAACGACACCCAUUACUGCCACUUCGAUAGAAUCAUCGCUAGCGCCAAAGAAGAGAGGUCGCCCGCGAAAGUCUACAGCUACGCUCCCCACGUCCGAAGCCAACUCACCGGUCCUUUCACCAAAAACCCCAGUAGACACCCCACGAUCACCGUCGCCGGCAUCAGCAGCACCAGCAGCACCAGCAGCGCCACUGUCAGCUUCUGCUGCUGCUGCUGCCGCUGCUGCACAAUAUGCGCUAUUUCAGCAACAGCAGCAACAACAGCUACAGCGUCACCAACAGCAACUUCAGCAGCAACAAAAACAAGCUAUUUUGGCUCGUCAGAGACCACGUGUCCAAAAAGUAAUUCCUUCACGUGGAUCUGUGGAGGGGGAUACCGAAAUUACUCUCCUGGGCAGUGGAUUUUAUCCUGGAAUAGUGCCGACGUUUGAUGGCGUCCCCGCAUUAAACGUACAAUAUUAUGGACCGGAAACAGUGAUCUGUCGCUUGCCACCAAGGAGCUUCCCUGGAACAGUCAUAGUCAAGGCACAAAAUCAACUGAGUGCAUUGACAUCUGUAUCUAAUCCAGGGCUGAUAGUUCCGGGCCUUGGACUUGGAAAGGAUGAUGCAAAUAGUAGUGACCUUGUUAGGACUAUGUCCCAGCUUUUUGGAGGACCAUCGACUGUACAGAGCAGUGGAAUACUGGAUGAUGAUGUGGGUGUGUUGUUUGAGUAUGAGGAAAGUAAAGGCGAUCGCGACUUGAUGGCGCUGGCGUUGCAAGUGCUCAGUUUGAAGAUGAAUGGUCGUGUAGAACCCCCUCACCAGAUUGCAAUGCGAAUCAUGGGAACUGCAGCAGCAUCGAAUAGUCUGAUGGGUCCAAGUUCAGUGGGCCAGAUUGGAGGAGCAUCGCAGUCCCAGUUGCAGUUGCAGUCGCAACAGCCGCUUGCUCAACAACAGCAAUCACUACUAGGGUUCGGAGGACUCCAACCGAAUGCACUUUCUCAGCAACUUCAGCCUCAGGCCCAGGCUCAGCUACAAUCUUCCGGGAUAGGCUCAUUAGCGAUACAAAAUCCAACUUUAACCAAUGGGUCCAUUCUGGGUACGGGCAUGCUGGGUUUUAACAACUUUAUGAAUUCGAUGGGAGGGUCGAAUGGUAGUAGCGGGCUGUAAAUGGUGCCCCUUUCUGUUUGUUAGCUAGCUAUCUGUCGCUUUCUAAUCCGUUUGGCCCAUUCUCUGUUUCCUCCACAUCACCAUUAUUUUCCCGUUCUCAUUAGAUAUACC
Lobosporangium transversale is the source of this 3646-nucleotide messenger RNA. RefSeq lists its product as hypothetical. The record is from RefSeq and is a predicted model, not a curated record. The transcript is spliced from 4 exons. Gene Ontology annotation, cellular component: Set3 complex. Bases 344 to 3535 code for a protein of 1063 amino acids. Gene Ontology annotation, biological process: regulation of transcription by RNA polymerase II. NCBI's taxonomy places the organism in Eukaryota, Fungi, Mortierellomycota, Mortierellomycetes, Mortierellales, Mortierellaceae.